CGCAAGCUUGGAUUGCACUGAGAAUACGCACAAGUUAUUUUAAUCGUCUUGUCGGGAAAUCAGGAGGUGUGAGCCCUCAACGAGCGGCAGAUAAACGCUCUGAACACUUUUCCUAAGGAUGGUCUUUGAACGCACCUCUCGCUACUUCGGCCGCACUUCUCGUUGAGCACAGGAGAUUUCAUGUCAACUCUUGCAGCAGACACGUUGGAUGAGAAGAGUCCGCGCUCGGAGCGGAGUGAGGUGCGCGCAACAAGAGGAUGCCAGCCAGGCGUGGCCAAUGUGAGGAGAAUGCGUGGGGACUGGGGAGGAUGUAUAUAAUCCCGUCUUUUCCUUCUCAUUAGCGCACAUAUCAAAACGGAGGACCAGAGGACUUCCUUCAGUCUGCAUGGCUCGGACAUUUUCACCACUUUCCCCUAAUCGCACCAUUUUAAAUGCCUUCGCUUAGUUUAAACCUGACCGCCGUGCACACCAUGGCGGAGGUGGGGACUUUGUUUGGAGCGCUCGACUUGGAUUUACAAAGUUUGCCUACGUUUGGGAACGCGCCCCUGCAGCCGGAGUCUCCCCUGGGCUUGAACGAAGGGGGGCUCCAGCGGGGGUCGCCCAACGACUUCGGCCACCUCAAAGGCAUCCUGAGGCGGCGGCAGCUGUACUGCAGGACGGGCUUCCAGCUGGAGAUAUUCCCCAAUGGGACAGUGCACGGAACCAGGCAGGACCACAGCAGGUUUGGCAUCCUGGAGUUCAUCAGUCUGGCAGUCGGUCUGGUCAGCAUCAGGGGCGUGGACGCUGGACUCUACCUCGGCAUGAACGAGAAAGGAGAGCUCUAUGGGUCGAGGAAGCUGACAGCAGAGUGUGUGUUCAGGGAGCAUUUUGAGGAGAACUGGUACAACACAUACGCAUCCACGCUGUACAAGCACAACGACACGGCACGCUUCUACUACGUGGCCUUGAACAAAGAUGGCUCGCCCAGGGAGGGCAGCAGGACUAAAAAGCAACAGAAACUCACACACUUCUUACCGCGACCUGUGGAGAUCGAAAAGAUCCCUCAGGCCUACCGGGACCUCUUCCAGUACAGGUGACCACAGCUUGGACAACUGGUCCCACUUAACAAGAAGAGGCGGCCACAGGGGGUUGUUUGCUACAAAACUGUUUACCCUCCGCUGAGGUCAGCGCCUCGGCUCGCUACCAAGAACACUGAUACAAACAUCUUUGCAUGUGCUUGGAUGUUGCUUCAUUACGUUUACAGCAAACCAGACCGCUGCGGACGUGGACAGAGAGGACGCUCCGAUCGGGCGCCACCUUUCCCUAAUAACCACUUUUCUUAGAGAUCAUUUAGCACUAAGCUGGCGCAGAACCAACAGACGGUUACACGUGAUGGGAAGCACUACAGUUAAUGGAAGAAGAGGCAUGUUUCCACGUGGACUCAGCGAGAGGACGGACAGGAAGGCUCAAGUAUACAGUACACAGACUGGGCAAGGUUCCCAUGUUCAAGUGGUAAGGUACUGAAGUGAAAGAAAAGGUCUCACGCUAGAGAGAGAACAUGACGAAUGUGGUCUUGAUCCCAGAGCACUUACUGAACACCCCAGCUGGAGGCUAGCAUGGAAACCCCUUUGAGCAUUCAUUUGACAGUACUAGUAGCACACAUUUGUCCACUAGUAAACAGUUUCGUCUCACAAGUAACAUGCACGAGUUAGCUCUUUGUCCUCACUAGUCAGACAGUUCAGUGCACUAGUAUAACAACUAAGGCGCACUAGUAGAACGACUCUGUCUAACUAGUAACAUUUCUUUCGCACUAAGCCUCCAACUAAAGUAAGGACAACUUUUAGCAAACUAACUACGUUACUGGUGAAACACCAGAUGUUAACAAGUAGAAUUGUAUAAUGUCACUAGUAGUUCUAGUUGUCAAGUGCCCAGUUUCGCCUUAAUAGUAAGAUGUAGUUUUCUUACUAGUUUGCCAAAAUUGUCCUACUAGCUUUACUAUUCAGGUUAAGGUCCAACUACCCUUUGUCAGCGUGCUAGUGGAAUGACUAAGGUGCACUAGUAGAACAACUGUGUCUUACUAGUAAGGUUUUUCCACAACUGUAUGACAUUUCUGCACACUAAUAGGACAACUUUGGCAUACUAUGGACACACAGUUGAAACCAGAUGUUAACAUACACGAUAUAAAAAAUACACAAACGAGACUAAACUUGUCCUGUUUUAGGUCAAUUAGGAUUCCAUAAACUAUUUGUACAGGUAUUUGCUCAAUGCCAGAAUAUUGAGAGACAUUUUUUUUGGGGGGGGGGCAAUAUUUCAUUACUUUCUUCAGAGUCAGAAGUUUACAUACAUUUCAUUAGUAUUUAGUAUCAUUGCCUUUAAACUGUAUGACUUUUGGAUAGUCUUCCACAAGCUUUUCACAAUAGUUGGCAGGAAUUUUGGCUCAUUCCUGCUGAAAGAAUUGAUGUAACUGAGCCAAGUUUGUAGGCCAGCUUGCUCGCACUUGCCUUUUCAGGUCUGUCCAUAAAUAUUCAAUAAGAUUGAGAUCAGGGCUUUGCGAUGGCCACUACAAAACAAUAAGUCACAAAACAUUGACUUUAAGCCAAUUUGUAACCAGUUUGGCAGUAUGUUUCAGGCCAUUGUCCAUUUGGAAGAGCAAUUUGUGCCCAAGCUUUAACUUCCUUGCCGAUGUCAUGAGAUGCUACUUCAAUAUUUCUCCAUAAUGUUCUUUCCUCAUGAUGCCAUCUGUUUUGUGAAAUGUACAAGUAGCAAAACAACUCCACAACAUGAUGCUGCCACACCCGUAUUUCAAAAUUGGGAUGAUGUUCUCAGGCUUACAAGCUUCCCUCUUUUUCCCUCCAAAUGUAACCAUGCUCAUUAUGGCCAAACAUUUUUUUCUUUUGUCAUACCACAGGCCAUGUUUCCAAAAAUUAAGGUCUUUGUUCCUGUGUGCGUUUGCAAACUGUAAUCAGACUUUUUUGUUUCUUUGGGAGUAAUGGCUUCUUCCUGGCAGAGUGUCCUUUCAGCCCAUGUUGGUAGCGUACUCGUUUCACGGUGGAUAAUGACAGACUCUGACCAGCUUCAGCCAGCAUCUUCACAAGGUCUUUUGCGUUUGUUCUUGGGUCAUAAUCAUAUGCACAUCGGACCAAAGCACAUUGAUCUCUGGGAUACACAACCUGUCUCUUUCCUGAGCGAUAUGAUGGCUGGACAUCCCCAUGGUGGUUUUACUUGCAUGGCACCUUCAGGCAUCUGGAAAUUGCACCCAAGGAUGAAACUCACUUGUGCAACUCCACAAUUCUCUUCUUGAUUUCUUUGGACUUUCCCAUGAUGUUAGACGAGCAGUGCGUUUCAGAUGUGCCUUCAAAUACAUCCACAGGUGUUUCUCUAACGCGAAUGUUGUCAGAAGCUUCCAAAGAAAGGACAUCAUCAUCUGGGUUUUCCCAAAUUGUUUAAAGGCAUAUUAUUGUUACUGUAUGCAAACUUCUGACUUUUAAGACAGUAAUGUUUUUUUUUUUAUAUGAACAUGUUACUAGAAAGGCUAAACUACUAGUGUGCAUUCUGGUGCUACUAGUAGGAUCCAGGAGUGCAUGACAUAUGCCUACUACUUGGGCCUAGUUGUGUUAUUAGUGCAGCACAGUAGUUUACUACAAAGCUUUAUCUGCUUACCAGUAGGAAAAAAGUGCCUAAGGACAAGGGGCUUAUGAGUACAUGGACCUUAAACUGGAUAUUGAGUGUAUCGAACAAAUGCUCAAAAGACUUUCCAUAGGCUUUUAAUUAGAUGCUAUAGGUAGCGUUGUGUUGCAAGCGAAUGCAACACAGCGUGAUCAAUGCAGGACAGAAGCACUUCUCUAACUGUGGUUGUACAGAACAAGCGAUUGACAUGUGAUGUUCAAAUUGUCAGGAACAUUAUUAAAAAGGCAAGCAGCUGAGGGGUACGUAUGGGCGAUCCUAUUUAUGAGAUGUACAAUAUAUUUAUUUUCUACAUAUAAAGUAUAAAUCUAAAUCUAUAUAUUUAUUUAUUGCAAAGACUUUAUUUUGUAAUGAUCUUAAAAUUAUCUGGACCGUAGAUUCUACUGAAAUUACAACAAUAAACCAUGUUUAGAAAAAAAAAUACUAAUAAUGAUAAUGAAGAUCUGCAGUUAAUAUGACAAUAAAAUUGUCCCGCUAUGUGACAUUUUCUAGUGAGACUAUUUGUGCUUGGAUCCAAAUUUGAUGUACCAAUUAAA
Molecule: messenger RNA, 4199 nt
Organism: Phyllopteryx taeniolatus (common seadragon)
Lineage: Eukaryota; Metazoa; Chordata; Actinopteri; Syngnathiformes; Syngnathidae
Gene: fgf16
Product: fibroblast growth factor 16
Exons: 3
Coding region: 432-1076 (214 amino acids)
Biological process (GO): positive regulation of protein phosphorylation; fibroblast growth factor receptor signaling pathway; animal organ morphogenesis
Cellular component (GO): cytoplasm
Molecular function (GO): growth factor activity; fibroblast growth factor receptor binding
Source: RefSeq, a predicted model, not a curated record